Messenger RNA from Vigna angularis (adzuki bean), 1725 nucleotides. Its product is annotated as ACT domain-containing protein ACR10. Bases 197 to 1435 code for a protein of 412 amino acids. The record is from RefSeq and is a predicted model, not a curated record. Lineage: Eukaryota; Viridiplantae; Streptophyta; Magnoliopsida; Fabales; Fabaceae. The transcript has 6 exons.
AUUGAAAAGCUGCAGUGAUAGCAGUAGUUGUAGUGCAGAACUGGCAUUCGUCUCGUUUUCUGGAUAUGUUGGUGGCUCCUAACUUCUCCAUAAUGAUUCUUCAACACCACCAACCGCUGAGACAGCCUUAAACACUCCAACACACAUAAAACUUUUGGUCUCAUCCCUCUAAAUCCACAAUAAAAAGAUUUUUACCAUGGGCAUACUCUACGACGACGUGGUGAUCAUAAGCGAGCCACAAAAAGACGGCGACCCAACUGUUCUCACUGUCAAUUGCCCUGACAAAACUGGUCUGGGCUGUGAUUUGUGCCGCAUCAUACUCUUCUUUGGUCUCAACAUACUCAGAGGAGAUGUUUCAACGGAUGGGAAAUGGUGCUACAUAGUUUUCUGGGUCGUUGGGAAAAACAGGACGAGGUGGAGUUUGCUAAAGAAGAGGCUGAUUGAGGCAUGCCCUUCUUGCUCCUCGGCUUCUGGAAUCUCUUAUUAUCGAUCUGAGUUGCAGCCCUCCAAGCCUCCUGAUGUCUUUCUUUUGAAUUUUUGCUGUCAUGACCGGAAAGGGCUUUUGCAUGAUGUUACUGAGGUUCUUUGUGAGCUAGAACUUACUAUAAAGAAAGUGAAGGUAUCUACUACACCUGAUGGCAAAGUGAUGGAUCUGUUUUUCAUCACAGACACCAGAGAACUUCUACACACAAAGAAGAGAAAGGACGAAACAAUUGAACAUCUAACAGAGAUUUUGGGGGAUGCCAUAAUUUCUAUUGACAUAGACUUGGUUGGCCCAGAAAUUACAGCUUGUACCCAGGCAUCUCCAUUGCUUCCAACUGCAAUCACAGAAGAUGCCUUUGAUUUGGAAUUGCCCGAUUUGGCUCGGGGAGGAACUUUGAGGUCAGAUUAUGUUUCUGUCAUGAUGGACAAUACGCUUAGUCCUGCUCACACCCUUGUCCAAAUUAUGUGCCAAGAUCACAAAGGUCUACUUUAUGACAUCAUGAGAACUCUGAAAGACUACAACAUUCAGAUUUCUUAUGGGCGUUUCACUACAAAACCUAGAGGAAAAUGUGAGAUUGACUUGUUCAUCAUGCAAGCAGAUGGCAAAAAGAUUGUUGACCCAAACAAGCAGAAUUCAUUGUCAUCACGCCUUAGAAUGGAACUAUUUCGACCACUCAGGGUAGCCAUUGUGAGUAGGGGCCCGGAUACCGAGCUUCUGGUCGCAAAUCCAGUGGAGUUAUCUGGCAAGGGCCGACCUCUUGUUUUUUAUGAUAUCACUCUAGCACUCAAAAUGCUAGGCACUUGCAUAUUUUCGGCUAAAGUUGGGAGACACGUAAUUGGAGAUCGUGAGUGGGAGGUUUAUAGAGUCUUGCUUGAUGAAGGGGAGGGGUUAUCUUUACCAAAGAACAAGAUUGAGGAGGGAGUUUGGAAAAUGCUGAUGGGUUGGGAGUAACCCAUGGUUGCCAUAUUCACAUUGCAUCCUUUGGAUUGGAUCAUCCUCUCUACCUGUGUACAGAUAGCUGUGUCUAAUAUCAUAUAGUUUGUUGUUGUUAGGAGUAAUUGUGAAAUAUGUAGUAUGCAAAAGUGCUAGACUUUGCCACCAUACUUUUGAGCUUUUCUAUAAUUCUAACUUUUUGUAUAUAAACGAGAAGGCAGUAACAAGUAGAAGACAGAAGAUAAUUUUUCUCAGGGCGUUUAAUUAUAAAUGAAAAUUAAAUGAAACAUUUUAAAGUGAUUAUUAUA